UUAAUUAACAAAACUUUCUAAAAAAAACAACAUAAAUCAAUUCCACAUGUAUUUAUCAUCAUCGUUUACCACAAAAUCUUCAUCAUCACCUGCUACACAUAAAAUGUUUACCAAACAUUUUCGCAGAAAAUCUUCCGAAAUUUAUGGGAAAUCCAGCAUAAAUUCUUUAAACCGUUCCAGUUGUUGGAGUAGAAUUACCGCCAUCAACAACACCAUCACAAUGCCUUGUAUUUUAAUAUUUGUUAUAUUAAGUUUAUUAGUUAAUAAGAUAUCUGCCGCUGGUAAUUUUGAAUUAGAAAUAUUAGAAAUUUCAAAUACAAAUAGUCACUUAUUAAGUGGUUACUGUUGUGGUGUUCCUUUAGAGAUAAGAAGUACAAAAACAACGGGCUGUCCGCCUUGUUCUACAGCAUUUCGACUGUGCCUUAAAGAAUACUCCGCCAUUGAGCAGGGUACACCCAGUAUAACGACAGGUUGUUCGUUUGGUAACACCACAACAACAAUACUGGGUGGUUCCAGUUUUGUAUUGAGUGAUCCCGUUAGAGGGGCCAUGGUACUGCCAUUUACAUUCAGAUGGACGAAAUCAUUUACAUUAAUACUACAGGCGUUGGAUAUGUACAACAUAUCGUAUCCAGACUCUGAAAGGUUAAUUGAAGAAACAUCAUUUUCAAGCGUGAUUCUACCAUCACCCGAAUGGAAAACAUUGGAUCAUAUUGGUCGCAAUGCUCGCAUUACAUAUCGUGUCAGAGUUCAAUGUGCAGCUACUUAUUAUAAUACAACAUGUACUACGUUUUGUCGUCCCCGCAACGAUCAAUUUGGUCAUUACAACUGUGGGCCACAGGGUGAAAAGAUCUGUCUAAAUGGCUGGAUGGGUGAUAAUUGUGAAAAGGCCAUUUGUAAGCCCGGCUGUGAUCCCAUACAUGGCAAAUGUGAUAAACCCGGUGAAUGCGACUGUCGUCCUGGCUGGCAGGGACCCCUAUGCAAUGAAUGUGUGGUUUAUCCUGGCUGCAAACAUGGCUCCUGCUACGGUGAAGCCUGGAAGUGUAAAUGUGAUACCAAUUGGGGUGGCAUAUUAUGUGAUCAAGAUUUAAAUUACUGUGGCACUCAUGAACCCUGCAAACAUGGCGGUACUUGUGAGAAUACCGCACCUGAUAAAUUUCGCUGCACUUGCGCUGAGGGCUUAUCUGGUGAGCGCUGUGAAAUCAUAGAACAUCCAUGUGCUACACAACCAUGUAAAAAUGGUGGCUCAUGCACGGUUAAGGAAUCAAAAAUACCAAAUAUAACUGCCUUGCCAAUGUAUCGUAAAAUGCGUGGCAUGAGUUCGUCGAUGGGGAAACCAGUUAGUAGACAUAAUUUACCGCUGCUAGAAUUGGGUUUAGGAUCAUCAUCGUCAUCAUCAUCUUCCAUCUUAGCUGCUUUAACGUCAUCAUUAAACAACAGUAAUAAUACAGCAAGUGGACGCAGCACCGGCAGCAGCAGCAUUAUUAGUAAUACAAACUAUAACCACCAACAAAUUCCACCAGUCUCGGAAUUCACUUGUGCCUGUGUACCCGGUUGGACAGGUCCAACAUGUGAAAUAAAUAUCGAUGAGUGUGCCGGUGGCCCUUGCGAACAUGGUGGCACUUGUAUUGAUCUAAUCGGCGGUUUCCGUUGUGAAUGUCCACCCGAAUGGACAGGCGAUGUGUGUCAAAUUGAUGUAAACGAAUGUGAAAUCACUUAUCCCGUCUCAGCCACAUCAUCCACCACUCACCACCACCUGCACACAUCCACAUUGCGUACCUCAACGGCGGCUGUAGCUGCGGCUGCCGUAGCAGGCUCUAGCACUUCAUCAUCAGCUUUAAUUGCCGCCUUAAAUGCCGCUUCAUCUUCUUUGGCAGCAGCGGCGGCAGCAAAUGGCUCUUCAGGCAUGUUUGGUCCCUGUGUUAAUGCUCGCCAGUGCAUAAAUAUGCCGGGGUCGUUUUCGUGCGUCUGCCUGGAGGGUUGGGGUGGUCCCACAUGUGCUAAAGAUUUCGAUGAUUGCGUGGGCCAAUGCAAGAAUGGUGCCACUUGUAUGGAUUUGGUUAACGAUUAUCAUUGCGCCUGUGCAACUGGAUUUACAGGUCGAGAUUGUGAAACUGAUAUUGAUGAAUGUGCUAAUUCACCGUGUCGUAAUGGUGGCGAAUGUGUGGACAUGAUUGGUAAAUUUAAUUGCAUUUGUCCACUGGGGUAUUCCGGUACAUUAUGUGAGGAAGCCAAUGAUCAUUGUACACCCUCGCCCUGUCUAGAAGGUCGUUGUUUGAAUACGCCCGGCAGCUAUUACUGUCACUGUCCACCUGGACGAGCUGGCAAGCAUUGUGAACAAGUGCGUCCUAUGUGCAAUCAGCCCCACUGUAAUGAUGGUUGUUUUGCCAAUUCCACCAUUAAUUCUUCGAAAAAUUUACCCUGUUCUGGCCAUGGCACUUGUGAAAUGGGUGAUGUGGGUACAUUUUGUAAAUGCCAUACUGGUUAUACCGGCACAUUUUGUGAACACAAUCUUAAUGAAUGUUCACCCAAUCCUUGCCGCAAUGGUGGUAUAUGUUUAGAUGGUGAUGGCGAUUUUACAUGUGAAUGCCCUUCUGGCUGGACUGGCAAACGCUGCUCUGAACGUGCCACCGCCUGCUACAAUGGUCAGUGUCAAAAUGGCGGUACUUGUGUGGUUGGUUCACCCGACAAAGGUUUGCAGUCACAAUGUCGUUGUGCUCCCGGUUGGGAUGGCACUUUCUGCACCGAACGCAUUGAUCAGUGUCGUGGACAACCUUGCCACAAUGGUGGUACUUGUGAAUCGGGUAGUGGCUGGUUUCGUUGUGUAUGUGCUCAAGGUUUUUCCGGUCCCGAUUGUCGUAUAAAUGUCAACGAAUGCUCACCUCAACCUUGUCAGGGUGGUGCCACCUGUAUUGAUGGCAUUGGUGGUUAUACCUGUAUCUGUCCUCCCGGCAGACACGGCUUGAGAUGUGAAAUAUUACUCUCCGAUCCCAAAUCUGCUUGCCUUAAUCUUACCAACUCAAAUUCUCCCUAUUCACCUUUGAACAAAACCCAAGAUGUUUUGGCUCAAUUGUUGACGGGUCAAACGAAUGAGUAUUGCAAUGCUUGUAAUUGUGAAAAUGGUACUUCACGCUGCACCAAUUUAUGGUGUGGUCUACCAAAUUGCUUUAAAACGGACGCCUCUUCAAAAUCAUCGAAUUUUUCAGGGGUUUGCAAACAACAUGAAGUUUGUGUGCCUACUUUAAGUGAGAAUUGUUUAAAUGGACCUUGUUCGUUAAGAGGUGAUUGCCGUUCUCUGGAACCUUCUCAUCGGGUGGCACCUCCGCGCCUUCCCGCUAAAGCUGAUUGCUGGCCCAAUCAGGCCAAUUUAAAUGAUAAUUGUGCCAGGCUUACCAUACUAUUGGAUCGUCAAAGAGUGGGCACCGGUUCCUCGGUGGAGGGCUUAUGUUCGGUGUUAAGAUUUUUGCUGGCCUCAAGAUUGAUUAAAUUGCCCAAGGGAGAUAAUGAGGGCAUGUUAAUAGUAAUCUGUGAUUUGAAAACUGGCACCAAUGAUACCAUAGAAGUGACAGUGUCUUCCACCCAACAAAAUGACUCUCAACUACCCACUGCCAUAGCAUUGCUGGGCGAACUUUUGUCUUCUCGCCAAUUGAACUCCUUGCAGCAGAAAAACGAUAUGAAAUCAACCAAAUUGGCUGCUUUAGUUUCCAUACUGGAAGUGAAAGUGGAAACGGCUUCAAUUGCGGAGGGCAAUAGCAAUAGCCUUUUGAUAGGCAUUUUGUGUGGCAUAUUUAUUGUACUCAUUGGUCUGGCUAUAUUCCUGAGCCUCUUCUGGCGUCAACGUAUUGUUAUGACUUCCACAUCCGGCAUUAAUUUGGCACCCUCCAUGGAUGCCUUAAGGCACGAUGAAGAAAAAUCCAAUAAUUUACAAAACGAAGAAAACUUACGACGCUAUACGAAUCCCUUAAAGGGUAGUUCUUCCUCGUUGGGACGUGUUAAUGGCAUGGAAUUGAGUUUAAAUCCUGCCCCUGAAUUGGCUACCGUUAGCACUCUAGCUAAUGCUUCUGCCUCCAGUUCCGGCGUACAUCGUUCACAACCCUUGUAUCCUGAAUCGAAUUUCGAUUGUGAUUUAGAAACGACCACAAAAAACAAAGAAUUUCAUACAAAACGUAGUUCACAAAUAUUAUUGCAUAAAACACAAAAUUCCGAUAUGAAAAAGAAUACGGUUGGCUCUAUAGAUAGUCCUCGAAAAGAUUUUGGCAAAAGAUCAAUCAAUUGUAAAUCAAUGCCACCACCACCCUCAUCCUCAUCGUCUACGGUGACGACGGCGGUAACGGAAUGUAAUGACUCGGAAAUAUUAACAGUUUUAGUGUAGUGUAGGAGCUGGAAGGUGUAAUAACUUAAAAACUGGGAAGAGUUGUAAAUAUUACGCUCACUCAAAGUGUUUGUGCCUAGAAAAAAUAAAGAAAAUUUAAAAUAAAUGUGAUGCUACUAGAACUGUUAAAUAUUUAAGAAAUCAAAGGAUUUAGAGAUACUAAAUCUAAAAUCCAAAUUGCUUCCUAGAUUUAUAAAAACAAAA
Molecule: messenger RNA, 4573 nt
Organism: Calliphora vicina (urban bluebottle blowfly)
Lineage: Eukaryota; Metazoa; Arthropoda; Insecta; Diptera; Calliphoridae
Gene: Ser
Product: Serrate
Exons: 16
Coding region: 47-4369 (1440 amino acids)
Biological process (GO): Notch signaling pathway; cell communication; multicellular organism development
Cellular component (GO): membrane
Molecular function (GO): Notch binding; calcium ion binding
Source: RefSeq, a predicted model, not a curated record